UCACGUGGGCCUGACAGCUGGGGGGUUGGGUGGCCUGCGACAAUGUGGUCCCGAGGCAGCCAGCUCCUGGAGCUGCAGCGCUGAGACCCCGGCCCGCCCCCUCCAGCGGCUGACCGUCAGGGUGCACCAUGUUCUCCAGGAAGAAGCGGGAGCUCAUGAAAACCCCUUCCAUCUCAAAGAAGAACCGGGCGGGAAGCCCCAGCCCGCAGUCCUUGGGGGAGCUGCCCAGGAAAGAUAGUGCUGACCCAGCCUCCCCUGGACCUGGCCUGGAGCCUCCAGCUGCAGCCUUGAAUGCCAAGGCUACAGGCACACUCAAGCGGCCCACCAGCCUGAGCCGCCAUGCCAGCGCUGCUGGCUUUCCACUGUCUGGACCCGGCUCCUGGACGAUUGGCCGGGGCCACCGCAGCCCUCUGACAGCCGCCGGCCCCGCUGAGCUCAACACUGAGGGGCCCUGCCCUGACGCCAUUGAUGACAUUGCUCAGCUGCUGGCUGAUGUGGCCCGUUUCGCUGAGGGCUUGGAGAAGCUCAAAGAGUGUGUGCUUCGUGAAGACCUCCUGGAGGCCCGCCGGCCACUGGCGCAUGAGUGCUUGGGUGAGGCCCUCCGUGUGAUGCGCCAGGUCAUCAGUAAACACCCGCUGCUGAACACUGUGGAGACACUCACGGCUGCUGGCAACCUUAUCAACAAGGUCAAAGGCUUCCAUUAUGAGAGCAACAAGGAGGCAGACAAGCGGGAGUUUGAGAAGGCCCUAGAGACCAUCGCUGUCUCCUUCAGCAGCACCGUGUCCGAGUUCCUCAUGGGUGAAGUGGACAUCAGCACCCUUCUGUCGGUGCCCCCCGGGGAUCCAAGCCAGGCCAUGGAGCACCUGUAUGGACAGGGGGGUGAGGGCACCCCCCCAAGCACUGACGACUGUGAUGGAGGCUGCCCUCCCCCCGAGGAGGUGGACACGCUGCUGCAGCGCUGUGAGGGCGGCGUGGACGAGGCGCUGAAGUACGCCAAGAACAUGGCCAAGUACAUGAAGGACAUCAUAGUCUACCUGGAGAAGCGUACUGUGCUGGAGCUGGAGUUCGCCAAAGGCCUGCAGAAGCUUGUCCACAACUGCAGACAGAGCGUCACGCUGGAGCCUCACAUGCCGCUGCUGUCCAUCUACUCGCUGGCGCUGGAGCAGGACCUGGACAUGGUGCAGGCAGCCAGUGUGCUGCAGACACAGACCUUCCUGCAGCCCCUGACCCUUCGGCGGCUGGAGCAUGAGAAGCGCAGGAAGGAGAUCAAGGAGUCAUGGCACCGCGCCCAGAGGAAGCUGCAAGACGCCGAGGCCAACCUGCGCAAAGCCAAGCAGGGAUAUGUGCAACGCUGUGAGGACCACGACAAGGCGCGCCUGCUGGUGGCCAAGGCUGAGGAUGAGCAGGGAGGCGGCGGGCCCGGGGCGGGUGGAGCCGCCUCCAAGAGCUUGGACAAGCGGCGACGGCUAGAGGAGGAGACCAAGAACAAGGCGGAGGAGGCCAUGGCUACUUACCGAACGUGCGUGGCGGACGCCAAGACGCAGAAGCAGGAGCUGGAGGACACCAAGGUGACAGCGCUGCGGCUGCUGCAGGAGGUCGUGAGGCAAAGCGACCAGACCAUCAAGGCGGCCACCAUCUCCUACUACGAGCUGAUGCACGUGCAGACGGCGCCGCUGCCCGUCAACUUCCAGAUGCUGUGUGAGAGCAGCAAGCUGUACGACCCCGGGCAGCAGUACGCCUCCCACGUGCGCCAGCUGCAGCGCGGGGAGGAACCCGACGUGCACUACGACUUCGAGCCCCACGUCUCGGCCAGCGCCUGGUCCCCAGUGAUGCGUCCUCGCAAGUGCAGCUUCAACGUCAGCGACACAGCAGGAGUGGAGGCCGGCAGCCCCCCCGAAGCAGGAGGUCCUGAGGAGGAAGCGCUGACCAAGGAGCGGCGAGGCGGGCGCGGACACAAGGUGCACAAGUCCUGGCCCACCUCGAUCUCAGACUCUGACGGCAGCCUGGAUCCGGGGCUCGGCUCAGGGGACUUUAAGAAGUUCGAGCGGACCUCGUCCAGUGGCACCAUGUCGUCCAGCGAGGAGCUGGACCACGAGGGUGGCCCGGGGGCGCCAGACUUCGAGCAGGGCGGCCUCAAUGGCACGGCCCCUGCGCUGCCAGUGGCGGUCCCCAGCGGGCCCUUCCGCAACGUGGGGCUGUCCAAGGCAGCGCGAACCCACCACCUGCGCAAGCUACGUACGCCCGCCAAGUGCCGCGAGUGUAACAGCUACGUGUACUUCCAGGGCGCCGAGUGCGAGGAGUGCUGCCUGGCCUGCCACAAGAAGUGCUUGGAGACACUGGCCAUCCAGUGUGGUCACAAGAAGCUGCAGGGUCGGCUGCAGCUCUUCGGCCAGGACUUCAGCAGGGCGGCCAACAGCACCGCAGACGGUGUGCCCUUCAUCAUCAAAAAGUGUGUGGGAGAGAUCGAGCGACGGGCACUGCGCACUAAGGGCAUCUAUCGGGUCAAUGGAGUGAAGACGCGGGUGGAGAAGCUGUGCCAGGCCUUCGAGAACGGCCAGGAGCUGGUGGAGCUGUCACAGGCCUCACCCCACGACAUCAGCAACGUGCUGAAGCUCUACCUGCGUCAGCUGCCCGAGCCACUCCUGUCCUUCCGCCUGUACCACGAGCUGGUGGGGCUGGCCAAGGACAACCUGAAGGCGGAGGCUGAGGCCAAGGCAGCAUCGCGGGGCCGGUCGGACAGCGGUGGGAGCGUGGCCGCAAUGGUGGCCAUGGCAGGCCGGCUGGGGGAGCUGCUGCGGGACCUGCCUCCCCAGAACCGGGCCACGCUGCAGUACCUGCUGCAGCACCUGCGCAGGAUCGUGCAGGUGGAGCAGGACAACAAGAUGACACCUGGGAACCUGGGCAUUGUGUUUGGGCCCACGCUGCUGCGGCCGCGGCCCACGGAAGCCACUGUGUCCCUGUCAUCCCUGGUGGACUACCCCCACCAGGCACGUGUCGUGGAGACCCUCAUCGCGCACUAUGCCCUGGUCUUCAAGGAUGAGCCCGAGGAGGUGCCUGGGGCUCAGGCCGAGGUGGUGCUGCAGGUGCCCUUCCUGGAGGCAGACAAGGCGGCAGCCGAGCCCGUGCCGGAGGCAGCCGAGGAUGGGCCCCGAGGAUCUCAGCUGCCAUCCAAUGACUCAGACUCAGAGCUGGAGGAGGCCUCGGACCUGCUGUCGUCGCCAGGUACCGGCGCCCUGCACCGCCUGAGCUUCCUGGAGAAGCAGGAGAGCGAGGCGAGCCUGGAGGAGGACGUACGCAGUGGCAGUGAGGAGCAGCUAGAGGCGCCUGGUGAUGGGGAGGAGGAGCUGACCCGGGGGCUCUCGGGAUCCAACACCAACCAGUCCAACAACACAGCCGGCGCCCCGCUGCCGACCACGAGGCUCCAUGCUGGGCACAUCGUGGUGGGCACCUGCCAGGAGAGAAGGCCUGAGUGCGUCUGAACCACGGAAUGGUGGGCAGGGAUUGGCGUCCUGGCUGCCUCAGCGCAGCAGAGGGAAGGAGUCCUGCUCGUGACUGUCCCCUGGCUGAGCGCGUUGGGAGCAGAUACCACACUUGAGCCCCACUGCGUGGAAGACAGUUACAGAAACCAGGGUGGAGGCUGUGCUUUGGUGGCUGGACACUCGCUCUAGAACUUUCCCAGAAAGCCUAUUUUGGGCACCUGGGGUUAGGGCCAUGGUGACAUCUCCCAUGGGUCCUGAAGUUUUCUCUGACCUGCACGUCUACUUUGCUUAAAUAAAGUUUUAGGCUGAGUCCGUCUUCUCUGGCGGCACAGCCUGGGGGACAGAGUGCCCCUCACCCUUGUCCCUGCCCUUGUCACUGGGGCGAGGGACAGAAAUUACUCCGCAGAGAGGCCCACCACUGGGUGGUCUUCGAGGUGGGCUGUCCAAACAUUCUGAAGGCAAAGAGUGACUUCACGUAGACUUCUCGCUCAGCACUGUCCAGUAGAACGUUCUGGAUGACUUAAGUGGUCUCCAACAUGAUAGCCACGAGCCUCACGUGGCCACUGAGCUCUGGAGGUGUGGUGGCUGUGAGAGGCCCUGCCUUCAGUUCUACUCCCAAGGUCCUGGACAGCACAGGUGGAGGAGGUGAGGGCGCCCAAGUCCUGUCACUGAGCCAGUGUCACCUGUGGGGCUCGCUUACACACACACCUAGCAGCAAAGGCCUCACAGGAUGGCAGAGCAGGCCCAGUGGUACGAACCGCGAGUGGGGCGGGCAGGUUCCAAAAGCAGAAAAGCCACCACACAUCACUGAGAAACCAUCAGACCAAACGUGCACCGCCAUAUGAUAAGAACUGGGCGGGGGGGGGAGGCCUUGCCUUUCUGCAGGAGGACAACCCCCAGACCCAACACGUGCCCUGAGACCCACUGCACCACGGCAGGGUAGGUGGCCCAGCAUGUGAGGGAACAAACAGAUGCUGUGUCAGGGCCAUGUUGAGGGGGGCCCUUGCCUGGCCCUGUCAGAAGCUUUCUGAGAGAGAAGUUAUCAAAAGGAGCUGAUCAUGGUUGGCAAACAAUGGCCCCCUGCCUGUUUUGUAAAUAAAGUUUUAUUUACACCCA
Loxodonta africana (African savanna elephant) is the source of this 4595-nucleotide messenger RNA. RefSeq names its product Rho GTPase activating protein 45 (gene ARHGAP45). The transcript is spliced from 23 exons. The record is from RefSeq and is a predicted model, not a curated record. NCBI's taxonomy places the organism in Eukaryota, Metazoa, Chordata, Mammalia, Proboscidea, Elephantidae. Gene Ontology annotation, molecular function: GTPase activator activity. Bases 129 to 3479 code for a protein of 1116 amino acids. Gene Ontology annotation, cellular component: membrane. Gene Ontology annotation, biological process: signal transduction; activation of GTPase activity.